Labeo rohita (rohu) is the source of this 7639-nucleotide messenger RNA. It is a transcript of the gene abcd1, whose product is annotated as ATP-binding cassette, sub-family D (ALD), member 1. The coding region runs from base 905 to 3232 and encodes 775 amino acids. The transcript is spliced from 10 exons. Gene Ontology annotation, cellular component: peroxisomal membrane. Lineage: Eukaryota; Metazoa; Chordata; Actinopteri; Cypriniformes; Cyprinidae. Gene Ontology annotation, biological process: very long-chain fatty acid catabolic process; long-chain fatty acid import into peroxisome; peroxisome organization. Gene Ontology annotation, molecular function: ATP binding; long-chain fatty acid transmembrane transporter activity; ABC-type transporter activity. The record is from RefSeq and is a predicted model, not a curated record.
UAUAAUUCUACUGCUGAAACCCGGUGAGGCUGAUGGAUUUAUACCCAGACUUCGGCAGACACCGGCGGCUUUUAUUCUACAUUCGGAUCGUUUAAUGAGCUAAAUGACAGAGACUGCAUGUGCUCAUCACGAUGAGGGUCUGUCACACUUCCGAUCUGCUGUGGAGGAUCAAAACAGACGGAAAGUUGUUCGGAGGAAGUUGAAGUAAAGUGAAUAUAUUAACGUUAGCCAGCAGCUCUCGCUAGCACCGCGGCUCAAACGACACUUAUUUGUGUUUACAUGCUGUUUGAUUCAAUAUAGUACAGAUAUAAACAUAUAACUAGUGUUUUAUAUAGUUUUUUAUCACCCUGCUUUUUGUUUUAUAGUACUCCUGAGUUUAUUAGCUUGACUUGCUAGCUGUCAUUUGAACUAUAAGUUACCUCUGAAGUAAGGACUUGUUGUUUACCAGUUCAUUUACCACGUUUAGUGUAUCUUACGUUAGUUUACGUGCAACAUAUUAACAUUCAACUAUUGUUAUCAUAGAAACAAACAACGUUUUCCACAGAGAUCUGUCAUAACAUUAAAGUCUCUGAUGUUUCUCCUGAAACUCCUUGGCAGAAACAAAUAAUAGGCACAAAUGAGACUGUUGACAUAGGUUAAGGCCUUAAUGUGUACGACAUAGGCGUGUUUUGUUUAUUAGAAUGAGAAAAGUUUUUCUGUUUUGAGACACUUGUGAGGGUCUUAAUAACAGAAUUACAUACAGCUUUUCUCUAUUUAAUCUCAUUGCUGUCUAUGAAACAUUACUGUAGAAUGUGUUAGACAUGCUGUCAGUUUGCUGAAAUCACAUUUAUAUUAUACGUGCAUAAAGCUGUGUACAUCAGCGUUCAUUCAGUUUUGAUUUCAGUAUCUAUAAGCUACAAAGAAAAUGUCUGUGUAUUCAAAACUGCCGUCCGACCUGAAGAAACCCCUUGUGAGAAACACCAUUCUCCUUCUUGUUGCCCUAUACGGAGCAAAGAAAUUUUCCCCGUACGUAUACGGCAAGCUCAAAGGAAGGACUUGUGAACGGGUCAAGGGCGGCGACCCGGUAACCUCCAACGGAGGAGCCCAAGAAUCGGAAGUUGGGAAGAAAAAGAAAAGCUCCCCGGCUGUGAACCGUGAGUUCUUCGAGAGGUUGAUGCGUCUCUUGAAAAUCCUCUUUCCUCGGCUUUUCUGCAAAGAACUCGGCCUGCUCGGUUUCCACUCCCUAGCCCUCAUUUCACGCACCUUUCUUUCCAUCUACGUCGCCAAUUUGGAUGGGCAAAUAGUGAAAACCAUUGUGAAGAAAGACCCCAGGGCGUUUGUGGUCGAGUUAACCCGAUGGCUGCUCAUUGCCAUUCCCGCCACGUUUGUCAACAGUGCCAUCCGUUACCUGGAGGGUCAGCUGACCCUCGCCUUUCGCACCCGGUUGGUCACCCACGCCUACAUGAUGUAUUUUAGCGAUCAGACGUAUUACCGCGUCAGCAACAUGGAUGGCAGGCUGGCGAACCCGGAUCAGUCCUUGACCGAAGAUGUAGUGAUGUUCGCCGCCUCUGUGUCUCAUCUGUACUCGAACCUGACCAAGCCCAUCCUCGACGUGGUGGUGACCUGUUACACGCUCAUUAAAACCGCGGAGUCGAAAGGUGCCAACACAACAUGGCCCUUCAUCAUCGCCGGCAUCGUGGUGGCACUUACUGCCAAGAUUUUGAGAGCGUUCUCGCCCCGCUUCGGUAAACUGGUGGCCGAGGAAGCCAGGAGGAAAGGCGACCUGAGAUACAUGCAUUCUCGCAUCAUCGCCAACUCAGAGGAGAUUGCCUUCUACGGAGGGCAUAAGAUCGAGAUGUUGCAGCUGCAGAGGAGCUACACCGCGCUGUCCAAGCAGAUUAACCUGAUCCUGUUCAAGAGGCUGUGGUAUGUCAUGCUGGAGCAGUUCCUGAUGAAAUAUCUCUGGAGCGCAUCGGGCCUGGUCAUGGUCGCCGUGCCCAUCAUCACUGCCACCGGAUACUCUAAAUAUGAUUCAGAGGAUGUAAAACAGGCAGCCCUGGAGAUGAAGGAGGAGGACUUGGUGAGUGAACGCACGCAGGCCUUCACCACGGCCCGGAACCUCCUGAACGCCGCAGCUGAUGCGGUGGAGAGGAUAAUGGUCUCCUACAAAGAGGUCACAGAACUGGCUGGAUAUACGGCUCGCGUGUAUGAGAUGUUCGAGGUGUUUGAGGAUGUACGUGACGGCGUGUACCGCCGUUCGGCCACAGAAGUGAAGCCAGAAGAGACGGGGACGACUCGGAAGAUAAAACACGGCAUGAGAGUGGAGGGACCGCUGCAGAUCGGAGGCAAGGUGUUUGAUGUGGAACAGGGCAUCAAAUGUGAAAACCUACCUAUAAUAACUCCUACAGGGGAUGUGGUGGUUUCCAGCCUGAACAUACAGGUUGAUGAAGGCAUGCAUCUGCUGAUCACGGGCCCCAACGGUUGCGGAAAAAGCUCUCUGUUCAGAAUCCUGAGCGGCCUCUGGCCCGUCUACAGCGGAGUGCUUUACAAGCCGUCACCCGAGCACAUGUUUUACAUACCUCAAAGGCCUUAUAUGUCGGUGGGAACGCUGAGAGAUCAGGUCAUCUAUCCUCACUCUGUUCAGGAGAUGCAGGAGAAAGGCAUCACUGACCAGCAGCUGGAGGACAUCCUCAAAACUGUGAACCUCUGCUACAUCCUGGAGAGAGAAGGAGGUUGGGAUGCAGUGAGCGACUGGAAGGACGUGUUGUCUGGAGGAGAAAAGCAGCGGAUGGGCAUGGCCAGGAUGUUUUACCAUAAGCCUCAAUACGCCCUCCUGGAUGAGUGCACGAGUGCUGUGAGUAUUGAUGUGGAGGGCAAAAUCUUUGAAGCUGCAAAGGAUGCUGGGAUUGCACUUCUCUCUAUUACACACCGUCCUUCUCUCUGGAAGUACCACUCCCACCUGCUGCAGUUUGACGGCGAGGGCGGCUGGCGCUUCGAAAAGCUGGACGCCUCCACGCGUAUUUCCCUGCAGGACGAGAAGCUUCGACUCGAGACCCAGCUCUCGGGAAUUCCGAAGAUGCAGCAGCGGCUGGCGGAGCUGUGCCACAUUCUGGGGGAGGACAGCAGUCUGCCGAACCCAGGGGAAGUGGAGGAGGACGACGGGAUGGAGGCAGAGAGGAAGCAACAGAAGGAGGGGGAGGAGCAGGAGAGAGAUGUGGUAUCUGGUGGAAAAGGGAAAGACCUUAAGGAGUGAUUUGCAGACAGAUGACGGAUACAUUCAAAGCCAGGUGUGUGUGUGUGUGUGUGUGUGUGUGUGCAUAUAUCUGCCCACAUAUGUUUUAGAUGCAUGCAUUGACUUGAAAAUAUGUCUCUAAUAGGGUUGGGAAUCAAAAACGUAAUCAGAACCAGUUUUUUAAGUAUGUUUGGUUCCGUUAACGGUUCUAGAACGUUUGCAUUCCACCAAUGAUUGAGAAAAACACUGUUAUAAAAUAUGCAUAACAGAUGAACACAUCAGAGCCACCUUGAACCGCCUUUGCCGUUGUCGUGAUGAUCAACGUGCAUCUUAUUUUCUGUGAGCUUGCGGGAGAAUCAGCAAUCAAAGGUUGAGUGUGUAAUUGUCGAUUUCCAUUUUAAAAUUCUAUGAAGAUGACACCUCUAACCUUUGCGUUUUCACAGACUGAUUGCAUUUAUGGUUGUGAGUCAUUCAGAGCUCAAUUCAGAAUGUUUUUAAUGCUCAUGCUGUAAAAUCCUUUACUUGAUUUGGUCAAAAAUGAUAAAAUGUAUAAAAUUCUCAUUUUGCUAUGUUUACACCAAAUCUUGUAUUUAAUCUUUUUGUCAACUUGUUUUCUUUCAAUCAGCACAGAUCUUCUAUAUGUUUUUUAACACAGGCCUCCUUGAUCUGAGCUCAUGCACCUCAGUUUUUGAGUAAAGAAGCAUUAUUUUUGGAUAAAAAAAAUUGAGAUGCAUAAGCUCAGAUCAAUCAAUCAGUUGCAAGAUAUACAAAAAUCUGUGCUUAUUGAAAGAAAUUAAUAAGUUAAUAAGAUUGAAUCCAAUAUUUGGUGAUGAUGUAGCAUAAGGAGAAGUUUAUUUAUAAUCAUUUUUUUUGUAGAACAGUCAUUUCGGACUAGAAACUACAAGUGUAACAAGGUGGGAAAAAAUAAUUGUUAUUUUGGGAGUUGUCAUACUCUGUGUGAACAACGCUGACAAGGUUUAGUCCAAUGCGAUAAAAUUAACAUUUUUGGGCAAAAGAAAAUGACCGCAACAGAACAUGAGGGUUACAUUUAAAUUUAAAUUUGCAGACAGGAUGCAGAAUCUGAUUCAAAUUUAAAUUUGAGUUGCAUCAGAAUGAUUUGAAAUUUUGAAUUUCAAAAAAAUAAAUGUAGCUAUCAUUUUACCUAGAAAUUGCCUAGAAAGUUUUGAAAAAAACUUUACUGUUGGAGGUUUAAAAGUCUUGCGGACAGAAAAUGAAUAAUAAAUAGAUGGAUAGAUUCUAUUAUAUAGAUUUGAAAGGGUGACAGUUCUUACACAAACUAAACUAAAUAAAUGGUUUAGGUGGUAAAGAGAUGAAGGAACAGAUAAAAUUCAAUAAAAAUGAACAAGUGAAUCUUGUGGAGGGUUUUUGUCCAAGACAGUUGAGGUCAAAAGUUUACAUACACCUUUUAAAAUCUGCAAAAUGUUAAUUAUUUUACAAAAAAAGAGAGGUCAUACAAAAUGCAUGUAAUUUUUUUUUAUUUAGUACUGACUGAACAAGGUAUUUCUUAUAAAGAAGCCAGGGGUGUAAACUUUUGAACAGAAUGAAGAUGUGUACAUUUUUCUUAUUUUGCCUAAAUAUAAUAUUUUUUUCAUUUAGUACUGCCCUUCAGAAGCUACAGAAGAUACCUAUUGUUUCCCAGAAGACAAAAUAAAUAAAAUUUACAUUUAAAAAGUUUUUUCCCCCUGGCUCUUAAUGCAUCAUUUUCAUUGUUUGAUAUUUAGGCAAAAUAAGAAAAGUGUACACAUCCUCAUUCUGUUCAAAAGUUUACACCCCCGGCUCUUAAUGCUUCAUUUUUCCUUGGCGCAUCACUGAGCGUUUGAACCUUCUGAAAUAAUUGCGUACGAGUCCCUUUGUUGUCCUUAGUGUCAUGCAUUUUGUAUUUUGGGAAAAUAAUGAACAUUUUGCAAACUUUUGGCCUCAACUGAAUAUCAAAUUUCAUUUUAUAAUUUGACAACAGGCUUCUGACUGUAGUAAAUGCAUUGCAAUAGCUUUCCAAUCAUUAUCCUUUUUUUUUCUUUUCUUUUCCAAAAUUACUAAAAGAACCAUUAACAGAACCAUUGCGGAAUCAGAAUCAAAAUCAGAUUCCCAUCUGUAGUCUCUAGACUGUAAACGCACAUUGAACACUUCAAAGCUUUUGUUUGCUGUACAAAAUAAGACAAUGCAGUUAGUGUGUGUGUGUGUGUGUGUGUGUGUGUUUUGUUUAUGUAUGUGUAUGUGUGUGUGCGAAGGUAGUACUCAAGACUGGGUGUGUUUUGGAGGGGGUGGGAGACAGCUGCCAGCUCCACCAGGUGCGGUCGAUGAUGAAAGCACCUAUGAAAGCUGUUCCUCUUGCUCGUUAUCGCUGUUCUCUGAAGAAUUCUCUGGAAAUCUGCGGGACCCAGGCGGCGUGUGCGUCUGUGCAUGUGUCUUUAGGGAAAGGGUGACAGUCGAGUUUGGGCUCUGCUGUUUUGUAUCAGUUCAAGCGGUGGUAUUUUCAAACUUCUAAGGAGUCGCCACGAAUGCUGUAGCUCAGAUCCGUGCCACGUUUUAACGCAGAAUCAAAAAGGGUGAAUUUGUCCACAGUGUAGAUGAUGAAUGUUUUUGUUUUUAUCCAGUUCUAACAAUUUUUGAACAGCGAUCACAUUUGCAUGCACAUGAAUGCUGAAUAUCCCAGAAUAUCCCUGUGAUAAUGUGCAAGUAAUUGUGGUCAAUAAGAAAGUGCUAAUUUUAAAAUGUAGCUUUUAUUCUUUAAACAAUCAGCAGGGAGCUAUGGAAGUUUGUUGGCACUACAGGAUGAAAAAAUGAUUGCAUGUUUUUAUCUCAAAAUUUUGACUCAUUUUCUUCCAGUUCUGAGAAAAAAGUCAGAAAUGUGAGAGAAGAACAUGUAAUUCUAAGAUGAAAAGUCAGAAUUGUGGGAUAUAAACUCAAUUCUUAAAAGAAAAGCAUAAAUUGUAAGAUAUAUACUCACAACUGCAAGAAGAAAAAAGAGAAAAGAAAUUAAAAAUGGGAGUUAUACACUCAGAAUUUAGAGGAAAAAGUAGAAUUGUGGGAUAUAAACUCAGUUCUUAAAAAAAGUAUAAAUUGUGAAAUAUAUACAGUUGCGAGAAGAAAUUAAAAAUGGGAAUUGUAAACUCAGAAUUUAGAGGAAAAAAGUCAGAAUUGUGGGAUAUAAACUCGAUUCUGAAAAGAGAAGUAUAAAUUGUGAGAUAUAUACUCACAACUGCAAGAAGAAAAAAGAGAAGAGAAAUUAAAAAUGUGAAUUGUAAACAGAAUUUAGAGAAAAAAGUCAGAAUUGUAAGACGUAAACUCAGACUUGACAAGAAAUAAAUGUCAGAAUUGUGAAAUUGCAGUUAAUUAAUUACAUUUGUAAGAUAGAGACUCACAAUUCUGAAAAAUUCAGAAUUACAAGUUGUAAACUAAGAAUUCCAAGACAAACGAAAACAGAAUUGAGAUGUAAACUCAAAAUUCCAGGAAAACUGUCAGCAUUGCAAGAUAUGAACUCUCAAGAAAACUCAAAAUUGUGAGAAAAAAGACAGAAUUAUGAUGUCAUUUUUAUUUUUAUUCUGUAGUGAAAACAAGUUUCCAUGUGAAGCACCUUAGAAGGAGGGUUUUCCAUUCAAAUUAAAUUUCUCUUUUAUCUUCAUUAGACAGACAUCGGUUGAACCUUAAUCUCUAAUUAUGUUCAUUAGAGGAGAUACUGUUUUUCUAAUAAUUAAACUUUUAUGCUCUAAUUUUGUACAAAAAGCCAGAGGGUAGAUCUGAUAUGAUUUUUUACACAUUAAAAACAAGGGCUUGACCCUGUUGGUCUGAGCGCAGGGCCUGAAGGAGCGCUCAUGGACACAGGAUGAUUAAAUCGUUUCAGAUUUGGCCCAAGGUGAUGCCGCCUGAUAUGUGUGUUUGUGUUAGUUGUAGGGUGAUGACCACUAGAGUUAAUCCAGACCUCUUCCAGCAAGUGUCCUUAGAAUUUCAAUCUUUUAUGUAUCAUUUCAAAGUGCUUUUGUUCUCUUGUCGUGUGUUGACUUCAGAAAGUCAGUCAUUUGAAAGACAUAUGAUGAUUGUAACAUUCAAUAACUGCUUUAAAAGAAAUUUCCAUUCAGAAGAAAAAUCUGUCCACAAUGUGACAUUGAAAUUCAUAAUGUCUGUGUUUCUUACUAAAAUAUUUUAUAAUGUGAGAUUUUGCACACGUAAUGCACAGAUGAUUUUCUAUCUUGAACCACAAAUUGAUUAUAUUUUGAUUACUUUUCAGACAUUUCAAACUAAUAUUUUACCUCUGCUAACGCAAACUAUUUUGUAUCGUGUUUUCUUUAGGUAUGACUAUGAUAAAAGCGAUUGCAAUGUAAUUGAUUCAAUAUUGGGCCCUUUGCACAUUUGCCUGAAUUAUUAAAAAUGUAUCUCUGCAGUCUAAUAAAACAUUUCCUCUUGAAAACA